Molecule: messenger RNA, 1404 nt
Organism: Aureobasidium namibiae CBS 147.97
Lineage: Eukaryota; Fungi; Ascomycota; Dothideomycetes; Dothideales; Saccotheciaceae
Exons: 2
Coding region: 1-1404 (467 amino acids)
Molecular function (GO): oxidoreductase activity, acting on the CH-OH group of donors, NAD or NADP as acceptor; NAD binding
Source: RefSeq, a predicted model, not a curated record
AUGUCUGCCGCACAAAACAUUCCCACUCGCAACCGCGAUGGCGCUUCUGCUGUCACAAACAGUUUCGACCCCUCCACCAGCCCAUCUCAAUCCUUCAUCUCGCCGUCACAGAGCUUCAGCCACCGUCAAUCCGUCUCUACCAAGCAGCUCAAGCCCUUCAACACCCAAGAUGUCAAGGUCUUGCUGCUCGAGAACAUCAACGUCACUGGCCAGGACAUCCUAAGAGAACAGGGCUACCAGGUCGAGGCUCUCAAGGCCUCACUACCCGAGCACGAACUCAUCGAGAAGAUCAAAGACGUCCACGUCAUCGGUAUCCGCUCAAAGACAAAGUUGACUGCCAAGGUCCUCGAACACGCAAAGAACCUCAUCGUCAUCGGCUGCUUCUGUAUCGGUACUAACCAGGUCGACCUCAACUAUGCCGCCAACGCUGGUAUCGCCGUCUUCAACUCUCCUUUCUCAAACUCGCGCUCCGUCGCCGAGCUCGUCAUCUCAGAGAUCAUCGCCCUCGCCAGACAAUUGGCUGACCGCAGCAUGGAAUUGCACAAGGGUAUCUGGAACAAGGUCUCAGCUGGCUGCUGGGAAGUCCGUGGAAAGACCCUGGGUAUUGUUGGCUACGGUCACAUCGGAAACCAGCUGUCCGUCCUGGCUGAGGCCAUGGGUAUGAGCGUCAUCUACUACGACGUUGUCAACCUCAUGAGCAUGGGUACCGCCAAGCAGGUCCCUACACUCAAGGCCCUUCUCGAGGGUGCCGACUUUGUCACUCUUCACGUCCCCGAGCUUCCCGAGACCCAGAACAUGAUCAGCACCGAGCAGUUCGGUUACAUGCGCAAGGGCAGCUACCUGAUCAACGCCUCAAGAGGUACCGUUGUCGACAUUCCCGCUCUCGUCGAAGCCAUGAGAAGCGGAAAGAUCGCUGGUGCCGCCAUCGACGUCUACCCUAACGAGCCUGCUGGAAACGGCGAGUACUUCAACAAGGAACUGAACGCAUGGGCCGAGGACCUCAGAACCCUCAAGAACCUGAUCCUCACACCCCACAUCGGUGGCAGUACCGAGGAGGCCCAGAGCGCCAUUGGUGUCGAGGUCGCCGAUGCACUCGCCAAGUACGUCAACGAGGGUUCCACCGUUGGCGCCGUCAACAUGCCCGAGGUCAACCUGCGCAGUUUGACAGCCGACGAGCCCAACCACGUCCGUAUCAUUUACAUCCACAAGAACGUUCCCGGUGUGUUGAGACGCGUCAACGAGGUCCUGGGAGAGCACAACGUCGACAAGCAAAUGACCGAUUCAAGAGGCGAUGUUGCAUAUCUGAUGGCUGACAUUAGCAAUGUCAACCAAGGAGAUAUCUCCAACCUCUACAACAGCCUCGAGGAUCUGGGCUCGCGCGUCAGAACCAGAGUCUUGUACUAG